This is a messenger RNA of Trifolium pratense (red clover), 2920 nucleotides long. RefSeq lists its product as uncharacterized. The record is from RefSeq and is a predicted model, not a curated record. Gene Ontology annotation, molecular function: protein binding. The transcript has 9 exons. Bases 183 to 2699 code for a protein of 838 amino acids. NCBI's taxonomy places the organism in Eukaryota, Viridiplantae, Streptophyta, Magnoliopsida, Fabales, Fabaceae.
GAGACGAAAAAAGCCAGCUGUGAGAGAGGAAAAAAAAAAUAAAAAAUCAAGGGGACAAAAAAGCCUAUCUUGUUUGGUGACGACGAGUCUCGAACUGGAACAGAGCGCAGUGAAACAAAACAACAACAACGUUUGAGUUCAGUUUGAGUUUCCACUUUCCAGUAUUAUCAGAAAAGAAGAACAUGUUGGCGACCACAAUCUCAAUCCUAACACCUUCUUCCAACCUCAACCCAUCUCAUUUCCUGCCUCCAACAACAACCAGACUCACACUCCCAUCCUCUUCUUCAAAAUCACACUCCAAACUCCCUCUUUUCGCCAGACUCAGUCACAGUCAUAGUAUCAAUAGCAACGGUGGUGGUCCUGAUCGUGCCGUCGGUCCCGCCUCACCCGAAAUUGAAGUAGAAAGUGAAACAACUUCUGACUCUGGAGAUAGCUAUGUUGCCUUGUUUGUUCGUAUGUUAGGCCUAGAUCACGGUCCACCUGAUAGAGAACAAGCUAUAGUUACUCUUUGGCAAUAUUCACAUGGUGGAAAGAAGCGUAUUGACAAUAUAAUGCAAUAUCCUGGUUGUAUUAAUCUUGUUGUGAACCUCCUUAGAUCGGAGUCUAGUUUGUCAUGCGAGGCAGCUGCAGGCCUUCUGCGUUCGGUAUCUUCAAUAGACAUAUAUAGAGAUUCUGUAGCAGAUAGUGGAGCUAUAGAAGAGAUAAAUAGAUUGCUGAUACAAUCUGACUUGCCUCUUGAGGUAAUAUUGCAGAGUCUGAAUGUACUGUGGAAUUUAUCUUUCGAUGAGAAGGCCCGUGUUAAACUUGCAAAGAGUGAUAUUCAUUUGUUAGCUAUUAAGUACCUUGAUGAUGAGGAUAAGAUAGUGAAAGAAGCUGCAGCGGGUGUUUUGGCGAAUUUAGCAUUGAGCCAAGUUAACCACGACAUCAUGGUUGAAGCAGGUGUUAUUCCAAAACUGGCAAAGUUCUUAACGUGUGACUCAGAAGGAUCUCAAGUCACCAGAAAGGAAGCAAGGAAUGCAUUACUGGAACUUGCGAAGGACGAUUAUUACAGAAUUCUUGUUAUUGAGGAAGGUUUAGUUCCUGUGCCAUUAAUAGGUGCUGCAGCCUAUAAGUCAUACAUCCCAGAUAAACUUGAGCCGAUGGCAUUUCCAGAUGGUACAGAAAUUGAAAAGACUUGUAACAGACCUUCUGAAUAUGGCGCAUCAGAUUUUUUUGUUGGAUUAAAUGUUGAUAAUAAUGCCGACAUAGAUGAAGCAAAAGUCAACGCAAUUAUCGGUAAGACACAACAGCAAUUCCUUGUUCGCGCCGGUGCUAUAGAAAGGGGAGAAACAGAACCUCGUGCUGAAGGUUCAGAUGAUCAACACCGUCUUACACUUUUACAUUGGAUCGAUGGUGUUGCUCGUUUAGUACUGAUACUAGAACUACAAGAUAUGCCAGCAAUAAUAAGAGCUGCAGAGUCAAUUGCUAGUGCAUGUAUCAACGAACAUAUGCGUAUUGCAUUUAAGGAGGCUGGUGCAGUUAAGCAUUUACUACGGCUUUUGUCUUGCGAUGAUAAUGCAGUCCAGCUGGCAGCAACUCAAGCUUUGGAAAAGCUGUCUGUUAGCAAUGUUAUUUGUCGUGUAAUUGAAGCUGAGGGUGGUUUAGGUCCUUUAGUUAGUAUUUUAAAAUCCUCAGAUGUAUCCGGAGCUAUUGUGGGAAAGUCUUUGAACGUAAUUGCUCAGAUAUUAGACCCUAAUAAAGAGAUGCAAUUGAAGUUUUAUGAUGGACCAGUUACUGGAUCUGAAACGGCAUUUGGUGGAGACAACAAUGAUGGUUCAACAGGAUUAAGUAGCACUGACCAAGCCGUAUCGAAAACAAAGCCAAGGAACGAUAUACUGGACUCGGUUUUCACUGGACGCCUUGUUGAGCUUUUAAAGUGCUUUUCACCCAAUUUACAAGAAAAGGCUGCAUCUGUUCUGGAGUUUGUGGCAUUGGCGGACCCAACACUGACUCCAAUUAUAUCUGUGGAUAUUGAAAAUGGUCUCAAUUCUGCUUUUCAGCAAAAUUUCUUGAAAAUUUCAGCAGACACAGAAUAUGAUGUGGAGGAUCAGUUUUCAGCGGCAUAUGCUAUUAAACUUGAAGAAGCUGGUCUUGCAAUAUCUGCAGCAUCCCGGUUAUUGACAAGACUACUUGACUCUAAGCAGUUUUGCGACAAAUUAAAUUUCUCCCGUUUCAUUGACACCCUCCGCGAAAUCCUCAAGUCCAAUAUUCCCCUACACAGCAAAGAUUGGGUAGCUGCUUGUCUAGUUAAACUAAGUUCUCUCUCUGGUUACGACACAAAUUCUAAUCCAAUUAACGUGGAAGUUACACUCUAUGAGAAAAUUCCAAGACUUGUAGAACAGAUUAAAACUUCAUUCUCCUUAGAAGCACAGGAAAAUGCUGUUGUAGAACUUAAUAGAAUAGUGUCUGAAGGGGUGGUAGAUUCCACCGGAGCUAUUAUUUCUGAAGGGGCGGUGUAUCCUUUGGUGAAACUGAUUGAAGAAGGUAGUGAAAGAGGUGUUGAAGCAAGCUUGACAAUACUGUAUAAUCUGAGUAUGGACAGUGAGAAUCAUGCAGCACUUGUAGCUGCUGGAGCAGUUCCAGCCUUAAGAAGAAUUGUUCUGUCAGAAAAACCACAGUGGCAAAAGGCACUUCAUUUGCUCCGGAGUUUGCAAACAUGAUGAGUAUAGGGACAGAAAUCUUUAAACAAUUCUUAUGUUGUAGUACUUUAUUAUAUGUUUAGAAGAAAAUGUUUAGUCCUUAUCAUGUAAAACAUAUUUUGGUUCUAGUUAUGUAUUCUUGGCUUUGUAUCUUAGAUUUUGACCAUUUGAGGGCAAAGUCUACUUGGGGUUAUGAUGACAGAUAUACAAUAUGAACUUGAAUAUAUUACUCUUUUUUGACA